Messenger RNA from Eriocheir sinensis (Chinese mitten crab), 1864 nucleotides. RefSeq names its product acylphosphatase-2-like. The transcript has 4 exons. Lineage: Eukaryota; Metazoa; Arthropoda; Malacostraca; Decapoda; Varunidae. Gene Ontology annotation, molecular function: acylphosphatase activity. The coding region runs from base 163 to 450 and encodes 95 amino acids. The record is from RefSeq and is a predicted model, not a curated record.
GCCAGUAAGUAGCUGUCGCCCUCCCGCCGCUGGACGUGUCGCCUUGAGGGUUCAGGUUCCUUCGGCGCCUCCUUCGUGAGAGUCGCAGGCUGGUUGGUUGCCGCCCCGCCCACGAGUGUGUUAGCGUAGUCGCGUAGGUGUUCCCCGUGGAUUACCGCCGAGAUGGAGAUGGCUUCUGUGGACUAUGAGGUGUUUGGUAAGGUGCAAGGCUGCAAUUUCAUCAAGGCGGCCAAGGAUACGGCAGACAGCUUGGACUUGACUGGCUGGAUCAAGAACAACAAGACGGGCACGGUGGGGGGCCGUCUCCAAGGUCCCAAGGCUAACGUAGACCAGAUGGUGAAGUGGCUGAGCGAGGUUGGCAGCCCUGAGAGCCAGAUCGAGCGCUGCCAACUGACCAACCAGCAAGCCAUCAUCAGGCCGGACUACCCCAAGUUCUUCCUCAGAUUCUAAGUCUUCGUGUGACGCAAGUCACCGUAGAGAGUGUGUUCGUGUGUGUGUGUGUGUGAGCCAAGACGCGUCCAUCCAGCCAGCCAGACCCGCCUCCCCGCACCGCCACCAUCACACCCGGCAAAGAAUAACCUGAGAAUGAUGAACGACUCCUCCUUUCACACCCAAAAUACGUUAUGCAAACCUUCCUGUCUUAUGGGAAAGGUAAAGAAAGUGUUGGUAAUUGUGUUGCAUUUAGUGACGCCAAUGCAGGUAACGUUUUUGUGAGCUGACCGUUAACCUCUGUGCCGAUGAUGAUGAUGAUGAUGAUGAUGGUGAUGUGGAGUGAACCGUUCUCUGUCCCACUCCCACAACAUCCAAGUGCGUGAUUCUGGGAAGGCGCACACACACACACACACACACAGACACACACACACACACACACACACACACAGUCCUCAUUUUUGCUCUUCACCCACCUCCAUAUUUCACUCUUCGAGACGUCUUCGUAGAUUAGCUUUUUAAUCUAGAGGUUUUGUGUUCAUUACCAUUUAUUUUCAUUCCUAGGUGUCAGUUAUGCAUGUAAAGAAGCUUAGCUCUGAAUCUUCAAGGGAUAAAAAUAUAUUUGCCUAAAAGGUAUUGAUAGAGACGAUGAUUCGCUGAGGGAUGCCGCCGUAAAAAAAGUUAUAUUCUCAUGAUUACUGAAGUUUCGUGAGAUCUUAGACUUCAAUCAUAAAUAGCUGUGACGUGUAUUUCUCAAAGCUACAAGUCGUAAAAAAGCAGGGUACAGUUGCUCUUCAAAAUAAUACCAACCACUUUCUGAACGAUAGAACAGAAAAGUGAACGAAAACUAGCGAUGAUGCAGUACGGGGCUGAGUCUUCCUAAUACUUCUGUCCGGGGGUAGGAUUUACUUUCUUGGCUGACUGUAAGAAGGAGUCAACUGUGGGGGGAAAACUCAGCCGACCUAGUACCCGACACUACCUUACCCCGCCCACCCCGCCUCGCCCCCUGUCUCUACCCAGGCCCGUCACGCCUCCGUUACUACCCUAGCCCGCCCCACCCCACCCUCCUCACCACCCUACCCCGCUCAUUCCGUCCCCGGUGUUAUCCUACCCCGUCCCGUCCCCGCCACCGCCACUACCUCGCCUCCUCCAGUGCCCCGUUUUAUCCCGUCCCGCCGCUAUCUCGCCCUGUCACUACCCUGCUCCCCCUUGCCCCGACGUGAUCCUACCUUUCUGUGUCAUGCCCCACCACUACUCUAUCCAACCCCGCCCCGCCCCGCCCCGCCAAGCAUGACCCAAGCACGCGGCAUUCCUCGGCUCGCAGCGUGUGGCAACUGUAGAGACGUGUGAUGGAGCUGAUCAAAUUUACAGUACUAUGUCUUGUUUGUCAAAUAUUUAUUUUUGAUUCAUAAAAUAAAGUUUUCACUAUACGGGA